Molecule: messenger RNA, 1356 nt
Organism: Plasmodium berghei ANKA
Lineage: Eukaryota; Apicomplexa; Aconoidasida; Haemosporida; Plasmodiidae
Product: 26S protease regulatory subunit 6A, putative
Exons: 1
Coding region: 1-1356 (451 amino acids)
Biological process (GO): proteasome-mediated ubiquitin-dependent protein catabolic process
Cellular component (GO): proteasome regulatory particle, base subcomplex
Molecular function (GO): ATP hydrolysis activity; proteasome-activating activity; ATP binding
Source: RefSeq, a predicted model, not a curated record
AUGAAUGUAGAAAAUAUAUUUGAAAAUGAACAAGUAAAUGUAGAAGAAAUAGAAGUAUUAUCAAACCCAGAAAUACGAACCAGAAUUAGCCUAAUUGAUACAGAAAUAAAAAUCUUAAAAAAUGAACAUACACGAUUAAAAAAUGAAUAUAAAAAUAUACAAGAAAAAAUAAAAGAUAAUGUUGAAAAAAUACAUUUAAAUAAAAUGCUUCCAUAUUUAGUUGCUAAUGUUGUUGAAUCUUUAGAUUUACAAGAUGAAGAAGAUGAACAAGAACCCAAAGAUGAAUAUGAUUUAUAUGAUAAUCCUAACAUUACUAAUAAUAAUAUUUAUGGAAAUAUAUCAAAGAAUAUCCCUGAAGAAGGUUUUCGUGAUAUUGAUGAUGAAAAAAGAGGAAAAUGUAUGGUAAUAAAAACAUCAACAAGGCAAACUAUAUUUCUUCCUGUUCCUGGCCUUAUCGAAGCAUCUGAAUUAAAACCGGGAGAUUUAGUUGGUGUAAAUAAAGAUAGUUAUUUAAUAAUUGAUAAAUUACCUCCUGAAUAUGAUAAUAGAGUUAAAGCUAUGGAAGUUAUAGAAAAGCCAACUGAAGAUUAUUCAGAUAUUGGUGGAUUAGAUAAACAAAUUGAAGAUUUAGUGGAAGCCAUUGUUUUACCUAUGUUACAUAAAGAAAAGUUUGAAAAAAUCGGAAUAAAACCUCCUAAAGGGGUUUUAAUGCAUGGACCACCAGGAACAGGAAAAACUUUAUUAGCAAGAGCUUGUGCAUCUCAAACAAAUGCAACUUUUUUAAAAUUAGCUGGACCCCAAUUAGUUCAAAUGUUUAUUGGUGAUGGUGCAAAAAUGGUGAGAGAUGCUUUUAAUUUAGCAAAAGAAAAAGCACCUGCUAUUAUUUUUAUAGAUGAAUUAGAUGCAAUUGGAACAAAAAGAUUUGAUAGUGAACUAUCAGGGGAUAGAGAAGUACAAAGAACUAUGUUAGAACUUCUAAAUCAAUUAGAUGGUUUUAGUACAGAUGAAACUGUUAAAGUUAUUGCAGCGACUAAUAGACCCGAUACUUUAGAUCCCGCAUUAUUAAGAUCAGGACGAUUAGAUAGAAAAAUCGAAUUACCACAUCCAAAUGAAGAAUCUAGAGCUAGGAUUUUACAAAUACAUUCAAGAAAAAUGAAUGUACAUAAAGAUGUUAAUUUUGAAGAACUAGCCAGGUCUACUGACGAUUUUAAUGGUGCACAAUUAAAAGCUGUUUGUGUCGAAGCAGGAAUGAUAGCUUUGAGAAGGGGUGCAACUGAAAUAGAUCAUGAAGAUUUUAUUGAAGGUAUUACUUCAGUUUUAUCCAAAAAGAAAAGCACACUUAAUUAUUUUACCUAA